GGAGGCCACAGACUCGCCGUCCGGUCACCGGGGGCAGGGGCUGAGCUCCGGGAGGAGGGCUCCACCGGCCGCCCGGGAGAACACAGCCCUGAGCAUCGCGGGGAGCCACUGCGACACGUGAUGAGCGAGCACCAGGCCGGGGCCGUGGGCUGCCCGCACCCCCCCUGCCGCCUCCUCUUCCCCAGCCAACAGGACAUGGAGCUCCAUCGCCGCACGCACUUCCCCUUCCACUGCGACCGCUGCCACUUCAUCUGCUCCAGCAGCAAAGUCUUAUCCCAGCACCGCGCCCGGGCUGGCCUGCGCUCGCACAGCUUCAGCUGCACCGCCUGUCCCUUUAAGACAUGCGGACAGGAUGACCUGAGGCAGCACUGCAGCGAGGCCCACCCCCCGGAGGGGCAGCAUCCCAGCCAGAGCCAGAGCGAAACCCCACCAGGGCAGCCCGGCACACGCACUGCCCCCGAUGAGCAGGAGGCGGUGUCUGAUGAGCCGGGGAGACAGAAGGUCAUCACGACGGCAGUGGAGAGCGUGCGUGAGUGCGUCACCGAGCACCAGCCCAGUGCCAGAAGCAAACCCUCCCGGCAGCGGCACUUCAGAGUUGACGUUCAGGAGGGGAUGGAACAUCUUUACAAGACGCACAUCUGCCCCGAGUGUAAACGCUGCUUUAAGAAGCGAACCCACCUGGUGGAGCACUUACACCUGCAUUUCCCGGACCCCAGCCUGCAGUGUCCGCACUGCACACGCUUCUUCACCAGCAAGGGCAAGCUGAAGGUCCACCUGCUGCGGGAGCUGGGGGAGAAAGCUCACAGCUGCCCACUGUGCGAGUACCGCGCGGUGGAGAGGAACUCUCUGAGCCGGCACAUGGCCAGCAUGCACGAGAACACCACCAACUUCUACUCUGAUGUGUACUCGUGCCCGGUGUGCGAGCAGCACUUCACGGUCAGUAACCUGCUGAAGGAGCACAUGAAGGUUCACCGGGAACGGCCCAAGCGUCUCGUCUGCUUCCAGCAAAGCUGUCCGUUCACCAGCGAGGACCGCGGCGAGCUCCAGCGGCACGUGCGGGCGGCUCACGGGGUGCAGGCGGUGGAGUGCCGGUACCGGGCCUGCGCCGCACUCUUCGGCUCUGCGGCCGAGAUGGAGACUCACCGCCGCACGCACUACGCCUUCCACUGCGACCAGUGCGACUUUGUCUGCUCCAACAAGCACGCCUUCCGCCGGCACCGCCGCCGAGGCCAUCCCGGCAGCGAGGAGCUGCACUGCGCCUUCUGCCCCUUCCUCACCUUCAACCCCGUGGAGUUCACCGACCACGUGGGCAAGAUGCACGCCAACGAGAAGAUCCACAAGUGCAGCGAGUGCAGCUUCGCCACCGCACACAAGCGGGUCCUCAACCGGCACUUCCUGCUCCACACAGGUGAGAAGCCCCACAAGUGUGAGGUGUGUGACUUCACGUGCAGGGAUGUGGGCUACCUGUCCAAGCACAUGCUCACCCACUCCGACACCAAGAACUACAUGUGCACAGAGUGUGGCUACAUCACCAAGUGGAAACAUUACCUGACCGUCCACAUGCGCAAGCAUACCGGAGACCUGCGGUAUCACUGUAACCAAUGCUCCUAUCGCUGUCACCGAGCUGACCAGCUGAGCAGCCACAAGCUGCGACACCAGGGCAAGUCUCUGAUCUGCGAGGUUUGUGGCUUUGCCUGUAAGCGUAAGUACGAGCUGCAGAAGCACAUGCAGGUGAAGCACUGCCAGGAUUACCAGGUGCCAGUUUACCAGUGUCAGUACUGCAGCUACCAGACGCCCUACAAACAGGCGCUGCUCAACCAUGAGAACUGCAAGCACACUCAGCACCGUGCCUUCCGCUGCGCGCUGUGUGCCUACAGCACCUUCAGCAACACGAGCCUCUUCUUCCACAAGCGCAAAGUGCACGGCUACGUUCCCGGUGACAAGGCCUGGCUGGACAACUACGCCCGUCAGGAGCUUGCCAUGAACUCCUCCGACCUGCUGCUGGGCUACAGCCCAACGGGGCACUCCACCGGCCGGGCGCAGCUUGGCACAGACUGCUGGCCGAAGAGCGGUCUGCCAAUGCCGGGGGAGAUAGAGGGGCCCAAACACCGGGCGAUCGGUGCCGUGCUGUACGGGAGCGUAGGUGGGGUGGGCAGUGCUGUGCCGAGUCAGGACAUGGUAUUUUCCAUGGCUCAGGGUCAUCUGGAUGUCGGCAGCCGGGAGCCGUCGGGAGCAGAGGGGCACCACGAGGUGGCUGAGCUGCCAGAAACACCGUCAGGAAGCUCACCACUGCAAGAGGUCUUUGACAGCCAGCUGGACUUGGCCAGCCCAGCCUCAGACGGGAUGGAAGGGCUAGUGAGUACUCGGCUCCCGGCACUCGGCACCUGGGAGGCGUGUGAGGCUGAGGCCGGCACCAUGUACACACAUUUCAUACCCGGCCCGUGCACUGGGGACGCCAGCCAAGAGCGAAACCUGACGGAGAAUUUCGAUGGUGGGAACGGGGAGCACGGCACGGAGACCCCCAGAGACUCUGGGCAUCACAUCCAGGUCUUCAUUACCGAGGAUCAGAGUAACUUCGGGUUCUCAGGCCAGGCCACUGGGCCCCAGCUCGGAGCUCACACAGUCCCUGGCGGGGAGACCUGGCUCAGUGUGGGCACCGAGGGCACAGGUGGGCAACAUAGCCUGCCUGAGGGUCAAGAGGUCACAGAGGUCACGGGCCUGGCACAGUUGGAGGUCACGGAGGUCACAGGGCUGGCACAGUUGGAGGUCACGGAGGUCACAGGGCUGGCACAGGCCGAGGUCACAGAGGUCACGGGCCUGGCACAGUUGGAGAUCACGGAGUUGGCACAGUCGGAGAUCAUGGAGGUCGCAGAGGUGUCCCGGGUGGAGGUCACAGAGGUCAUGGAGUUGGUACAGACGGAGGUGACAGAGCUCAUGGGGUUGGCACAGGCGGAGGUGACAGAGUUGGCACAGUCGGAGGUCACAGAGGUCACCGAGCUGGCAGGGUCGGAGGUCACAGAGGUGUCGGUGUUGGCACAGGAAUGUGAGAUCAAAGCCCUGAGGAAGCAGGACAGACAGCGAGCACAGGCGCUGGUGCUCGAGGGCCGUGUGCAGAUGCUGGUGAUCCAGACCGACACUCAGGUCUUCAAAUGUGAGAACUGUUCCUACGUGACGAGGAAGGAGAAGGCGAUGAUCUUCCACAGUAAGUCAGGCUGUCAGGGCCGGCGAGGAGCCCUCGUGUGCUCGGGCUGUGGGGCCAACUUCAAACAGCAGCGAGGUCUCAGCACUCACCAGCGGAAAAAGUGUCCCCUCGUCAUCAAGAGUCGCAAGCUGUACGUCAGGCAAGCGGCCGCUUCACAGCCCAGCGUGAGACCUGAACCGGAGCUCACACCGCAGCCUGAGCCGGGCACCCACUCCCCCCACCAUCUGCGCGGCAAGAAGGCCUGGAGAGACCAGCCGGGUGAGCGAGCGACCACAGAGAGCAAAGAACAAAGCCCGGCCGUUCAGAGGGAGUGUGAGGGUCUCGCUGGAGAGACCGCCCGCUGUGUCACCCCGGAAGGGACACAAGCCGAGGAGCCGGCUGGAGGCAGGGAGCCAGGGAGUGAGCCCCAGCGCGGCUGCCAGGUCGGGUACAGCCGGGAGGAGGGCAGGUUCCGCUGUGACGGGUGUGAGUUUGUGUGCGACAGUGAAGCAGACAUGCAGAGGCAUGAGGAAGCCUGCGGUCGGCCUGCUCCACGCGUCCAAUGUCGCUCUUGCCAACUGCUCUUCAGGUCACAGCGAGCGCUGAGGAAUCACCAGGCCAUCGCACACCCCGAGGAACAGGACGGCUCAGAGGAGACCAGCCCCGAGGAGGGGUCUGGCAGUGAUGAGGAGGGGAGUGAGGGGGAGGGGAAGGUCAGCGAGGCCGAGGGUGUUGUGAAACGCCGACGCCUGUCAUGCCCGUCCUGCCCGUUCAGCUGCUCCCAGGCGCGGGCGCUGGCCACGCACCGGAGGAAGGGCUGUCUGAGGGCGGACGAGCUGCAGUGCGGCCUCUGCUCCUUCGUCUGCAAGUCUCCGUCGGCGCUGAGACACCACGGCCGGCUGCACCGCGGCAAAGGCAGCCGGCGCCCGGCACUGCGCUGCCAGCUCUGCCUCUUCACCUGCAAGCUGACCCGCUGCCUCCAGCAGCACGUGGCCAUCAAACACCAGGGCCUCAAACCGUAUAAGUGCCGUUACUGCGGCUUCAGCACCGCCCGCCGGUACCGGCUGGACGCCCACGAGUCCCUGCACACCGGCCGCGGCCGCCUGGGAUGCGACUCAUGCCAGCAGACCUUCGGCACCGGCUCCAAACUGCGGAUCCACAAGCUGCGGGUACACGAGAAGCGACCCACCCACUUCUGCCCGCUCUGCGACUACAGCGCCUACAACCAGAACGACAUCCGCCGGCACAAUGCCUCCUGCCACUCGGGGGAGCUCAGCUUGCCGUGCAGGCACUGCGAGGCCAGCUUCAGCUCCGAGGGCGCCCUCAAACAGCACUGCCUGCGGCAGCACCAGGAGCCGGCCCGGCACUGCUGCUCCUCCUGCCCCUUCGUGUGCCGCAGCGAGGCCACCCUCAAGAGCCACGAGCAGAAGCAGCACCCGCAGCUGCAGUGCGGCACCUGCAAAGCUGGGUUCGGCAGCCGGAAGGCGCUGGAGAGCCACCGGCACGUGCACUACAGCCACCGAUGUGAGCACUGCCCCUUCGCCACCCGCGACCGGCAGCAGCUGAUCCAGCACCUGCUGGACAGCCAUGAGGGGGGGCCGGCAGCCGAGCGGCCCCUCCGCUGCCCCUCCUGCGACUUCAGCUGCCGCCAUCAGCUGGUGUACGAACAGCACGUAAGGGGCCAUGGUGGCACCCGGCUCUACAAGUGCACGGACUGCGAUUACACCACCCGCAACCGGCAGAAAAUCACCUGGCACAGCCGCAUCCACACCGGGGAGAAGCCGUAUAAGUGCCGUGUGUGCAGCUAUGCCUGUGCCGACCCCUCCCGUCUGAAGUACCACAUGCGGAUACACCAGGACGAGCGCAAGUACCUGUGCCCUGAGUGUGGCUACAAGUGUAAGUGGAUCAACCAGCUCAAAUACCACAUGACCAAGCACACAGGAGCCAAGCCGUACCGGUGUGACGAGUGCGAGUACUGCACUAACCGCGCGGACGCUCUGCGCACUCACAAGGAGACGCGGCACAGGGAGGCUCGAGGCUAUAUCUGUGAGCAGUGCGGCAAAGGCUUCAAAACACGCUUCCUGCUUAAGACCCACUUGAAGAAACACAGCGAGGAGAAGCCGUAUGUAUGCGGUGUGUGUUACCGUGGCUUCCGCUGGCAGGCCGGCCUCCGACACCACCACCUCACACACACCAACCAACACCCCUUCUACUGCCAUUAUUGCCCCUACACGGCCAAGCAGAAGUUCCAGGUAGUCAAACACAUCCAGAGACACCACCCGCUGAAGGCAGCCGAGGACCCCAGCCAGGGUGUGGGCAAGGUGCAGGUCACCCACCCCAUGGCCCUCAGCCUCACCCAGGCACAGGGCUCGGGGCUCGGGGAGUCUAGGGUCAUGGAGAGCAGGAAGGAGCCAGAGCUCAGCACUGCCACCGGCUCCUAGAGCAGAGGCUAGAGACAGCGAGAGGCCUUCACUGCAUGAGAUCAAGGACUCAGGCCCAGGACGGGGAAGAGGUCUUCUGUAACAUGUAUAUGCUGAAACACCGUGUGACGAGGUAUGUGCUGCAACACGUCACUUGAUUGAUGAGAAAUUUUAAUAUAUUCUGCAUCAUUUCAAUGUGCUAAUCAAAUGUAUAUCUUGAAGCUGUCUGUACAAAGAUGAUUUUUUAAAAAUAUUAUAGAUGCUGUAA
This is a messenger RNA of Callorhinchus milii (elephant shark), 5869 nucleotides long. RefSeq names its product zinc finger protein 142 (gene znf142). The transcript is spliced from 6 exons. The coding region runs from base 121 to 5622 and encodes 1833 amino acids. Gene Ontology annotation, cellular component: nucleus. The record is from RefSeq and is a predicted model, not a curated record. NCBI's taxonomy places the organism in Eukaryota, Metazoa, Chordata, Chondrichthyes, Chimaeriformes, Callorhinchidae. Gene Ontology annotation, biological process: regulation of gene expression.